CAGCCGCAUAUACGUUAUCGUGAAAGUGAAUUCAAAAAAUUUCGGUCAAAUCGCGGUUCAUUUACGCUAUUUUAAAUGCGUCGUUUAUUAGAGAGAGAGAGAGAAAAUCAUUCGAAUUAUCGAAAAAGUUGAUAUAACUAUAUAUUGAUUGUGCGUGAAAGAAAGGGGAAGAGCAAGAAAAAAAACAACGGUAAUAAAAGUUAUAGUGAAAAAUUGAAAAGUAAACAAUUUUGAAUGUAUUCAAUUGAUAACAUAUCGGCUAUACCGUAAGCCGAUAAAGAAGUGUCGACACACAAAACGGCAGAUAAAAAAAUUGACCAAGCAAAAAAAAAAUAGAGUAGAAAUUCGUAACGCAGUGUACAAGUGUGAAAUUUGAAACGUAAUAAAAUAACACAGCAACAAUUACUAAGUUUGACGGAAAAGAAAACACGCGAAAAAUCAAAACAGUCACAAAAUGAGUGUACAACCGAAACGACAACAGUGUUAUUUAUGUGAUUUGCCGCGAAUGCCAUGGGCAAUGAUCCAUGAUUUUAGCGAGCAAGUAUGUCGUGGAUGUGUGAAUUAUGAAGGUGCCGACAGAAUUGAAUUGGUUUUGGAUGGUGCACGGCAAAUGAAACGGGUUCAUUCAGCUACUAAACGUGGCCACGGUGAAAAUGGUGAGGUCGCCACACAUCGUAGCAGUUCAAGUGCAGCAGCAGCAGCAGCCGCUGCAGCGGCCGCUGGCUUAGUUGCACCAUCAGCCCAUCAUCAUUCAUAUUCAUUGCAAGCAUCACAGCCCGGUGGCACCGGACCACGUUUAUUGGAUUUUACUCCAAAAAUGGAACCACACGAUACUGGUCGUCCAGUUCGCAUUCACAUGCCAAAUGCUCCACAUCAUAUGCCAAUUGCUGGCCGGGUACAACCCCAAGCUCCACAGCCGCCAUCAUCGCAACAACAACAACAGCAACAACAACCAUCAGCACCACCAUCUCAAGCCCCAUCACAACCAUCACCACAACAAAUUCCACCCAGUUUGUCAACGGUUGGAUUAAAGCGGCCAUCUGAAGACGAUGAACAAGAAAGUGGAAGUUCAAAGCGGAUUAUGUCCGAAGAUCAAGUACGCCCACCAUUGAGUCGCGGUGAUUCGUUGCCAACACCAUUUGGCGGUGAUCGUCAACCAAAUUUCAAGGAUAAACAUCCAAUUCGUGCUCCCUCAUUCGACACGGCAACAUUCAAAGCAAGCAUUUACCCAACAUCAAUGCCAUUGCCCAUACCACUGCCAGUUGGAGAUCCAACGCCACCAGCACAAUCAGCAACUUCACAAAGCCCAAUGGCUAAUUUAAUGUCCAUUACAGAAACACUACCGCCGGGAAGCCCACGGAAUGGUUCGUCACCACCAGGACCACCACCUCCACGUACCGCAUCGCGUGGCAGUCAACAUUCGCCAAACAGUUCAGGCUCGAGUGGACGACGAUCAUCUGGUUCACGGCAUGUUUCAAGUACGACAGUGACAUCAUCUGAAGCACAGCAACAAAAUGCCCAAGGCAAUUUGCCAGGCGUUCCAAUUCCAGUCAGCAAUGCAUCAAAUCUUACUGCAAAUGCUCCAUCGGCUGAAGGUCUCGGUGUUCCACCAACUGGUAAUACAACCGCUGGCGCUACCCCAGCACCAAAUCCAACGCUGAAGUGUACAUUGUGCCAGGAACGUCUUGAAGACACACAUUUCGUACAGUGUCCAUCAGUGAAUCAUCACAAAUUCUGUUUCCCAUGCAGUCGGGAGAGCAUCAAACGACAGGGUUCUGGCUCUGAAGUAUAUUGUCCCAGUGGUGAUAAGUGUCCGUUGGCAAAUUCAACAAUUCCAUGGGCAUUUAUGCAAGGUGAAAUUGCGACCAUUCUUGGCGAAGAAUUGAAAGUGAAAAAAGAGCGCGAAACUUAAAAUGUGGAAUUACGCAAAAACGAAUUAUGAAUUUAAUUAAAAUGUGACAAAGUCGAAAAAGGAGAGAAAAAAUUUUUUUUGCAUAACACAUAAAUUUGAUGAUCAAUGUUUCAGCUGGUAAACCAUUUUUAAAGAAAAAAGAAAUGAAACGUAAACGAUAUCUCAAUUAAAUCAUUUUUUUAAAAACAUCAGCGAGAUCAACGAAUCGUUCUACGUAUAAACCAGAGCAUGAUCGAAGACAAUUAAAACCGAUUUGUAUUUAAUGUCUUAUAAAAGCAUGAUUGCUGUUUUUAAAAGAAGAAAAAAAUGUAACAAAAGACGAUAAGGAAUCCAUUUUUAAUAUAAUUGAAACGAUUUGUUAUUUGACGAUCGCAUUUUUCACAUGCAACUUAAAUAUUUUGAUGCAACAAAAUAAACAUACAAAACUCGUAUCUCAUUUAAAUCCAUCUAAAUUCAUUGUUAUACGUAUACACAGGUGCGACGGAAACAGAACUGUUUUUCAAAAACAUCAAUUCUUAAGGAAAAAUUAAGCAAAAGCUGUUAGUUCUUUAAACUUGGAUUUUAAUCAUUUUUGUUUUUCAUUCAGAGCAAAUGUACAACGUGCAUUCAAAUCAGAUAUAGAGAAUAUUUGUAUGCAAGAACACAUAAAAAAUUACACACCCAAACAUACAACAGAGCUAAAACAAUAAAAAAAAAAAACCAUUUAUUCGUGAAACGAUGCGCGAUUUUUUCUUGAGCAAUAUUUGUAGUGAAUAACCUAUUGAAUAAUUCAAUAACAUUUAUUAUUAUUAUUACUAUACAAAUGAGGACUAUAACAUAUGACAUUGAAACAUUUUAAUGGAACAUUUAACUGAUAAGAAUGAAAUAUAUGUAUUAUGAUAGAAAUUUUUCAUUUCUUUUUCUUUUCUCUGCUACAACUCACGCAAAACAGAAAUAGCAACAUUCUAAAACUGUGAUCGGAAACAGUUGAAUCGUAAUCACUACAAUGAUUUUUGAAACGAUGAAUGGACGUGGCACAAUGUCAAUUUCUAUGCAUUUUAAUUUUACCAUACUGUGCAAUAUUACCACCAAUUCAAAUACUGAAAUUGCUAAGCAGGUCAAAUACAAUGCAUACCGUCCAUAGUUAAGGCGUUGAUUAUAAUUUAACAAUCCGACAUCAAUGUAUUGAAAUGUUGCCAUUUCUAUUUUCUGAGUUUAAAAAGCAUCCUAUUUAUAAAUAAGAAUUACGUAUAAAAUUAGGGUAAAUUAUGAAAAUCCAUUAAAAGAGAAGUAACAUAUUAUUUGUUUUGUGUUUGGUUUAUUUGAUAUAAUAAUAUUUAUUGAUUUCUGUUUGUAAGGUGAUUGAACAAAUCAGCGCGUAAAUAUUUAGAAAAUUGAAACAUUUCGUAUCCUCUGUUCUAAAUUAGAAAAAAAAAAACAAACAUAAAAAAACACACAAACGAAAGAAUGUUGAUAAAAUUCUUAUAGGACAAUUUCUUUGAUAUAAAAUUAAAAUUUAAUAAGAUGAAUAACAAUAAAAUGAAGAAAAAAAAGAAAACACCGUGAAAAACGAAGUUCGCGCGCAGAUAAUAUUUAAUUUUAAGGAACCACAAUUAGACUAGUGUCGAUGAGAAUGAGCGUUAUUUGUUCGUUUAUUGAAUGUACAGUGAUCCCAUGUUUAGACAGAACAUCAUGUGUAUCUCAGCAAUUAAAUAAUAAAAAACAAACUUAUAUUAAAUCAUAAAUGGAUUGAAACGAAGCGGAGGAAAAUAUCGCACAAAAUGGCCAAUACCCAUACAUUGCGUUAAAUCUAAUUCGAAUGAAGCCAUCAAGUGUGGUUGUCGUUGUCGAUUUGCUUUUUUUUCUUCGAUCGAACAACGCAAACACACACACACAUUUUUGUACAUAAAACAAUAACAAUGGUUCGAUGUCAAAUGUUCUCAAUUUAAAAUUAAGUAAACAAUUUAAUCGAUUGCUAAAAUUAUUGUGGCGAUCAUUAUAUAUAUAGACAUUUUAAGCACCAAUCAUUGAUGUUUUGCAUUCGCAACAUUAGAAUUGAUGUUUUCUUCUCGAUUUGAGGAAAAAACAUAAUAAAAUUUAAAAAAAAAACAAACAUUAUAACAAUUUUUUAAGCGACGCAACAUUUGGGCGUCAAAACGAAAACACACAUUUGUUUGGCAACAAACUCAAUACGAAUAUGUAAUUUCCGAAUCGUUUUUCGAUUUUACUUUUUUUGUCGAGCCAAAAACAAAAGGAUGGACUCUUUUUUGUAGAAAAUUUGAAACAAAAAAUGAAGAUUUUGAAAAUGAGAUUUUUCUUCGGUGUAUACUGUAACAAUAACAAUAAACGUCUAGGAUGAAAAAGACUAACACAGAGUUUCCGUAGAAACAAAAUAUAAGAGCAAAAAUUAAGCUAAAUAUAUUUGGAUGAUAUAAAAAGAACUAUAUAUGGUGCAACACGUUUUUAAAAAACAAAACUGAAUAAAUCACAAACAUUUUUUUCUCUUUAGUUUA
Molecule: messenger RNA, 4404 nt
Organism: Contarinia nasturtii (swede midge)
Lineage: Eukaryota; Metazoa; Arthropoda; Insecta; Diptera; Cecidomyiidae
Gene: Pits
Product: interferon regulatory factor 2-binding protein-like B
Exons: 7
Coding region: 455-1912 (485 amino acids)
Biological process (GO): regulation of transcription by RNA polymerase II
Cellular component (GO): nucleus
Molecular function (GO): transcription corepressor activity
Source: RefSeq, a predicted model, not a curated record